CUUUGCUUUUGACACCCCGAUGGACCCUGCUUAGGAAGGACUUUUUGGACUCCAGAGGACGGUUCUUCGAGUCACAGGCCCCCUCGGGGCAUGUGGCUAUGGUGCAGUUCUGUCCGGUUGAGUCUGUUCAGACGCAGCUGCGGAGAGAUGGUUUGGUGGCUGUGCAGGACUCUGCUCAGGCAGCAUUCCGGGCAGCCCCAGUUGGGUCCUCCCGGGACCUUCCUGCCUUUGAACAGUGGUGGCGGGCGGACACUCAGUUCCCCGCACGCUUGAGAGCAGGGUCCGCCAUCUCCAUGGCCGCGGCUGCGAGUGGGCCCUGCGCCGGCGGGUCACGGGACAUCCUCUGGCGCGUUUUGGGUUGGAGGAUAGUUACAAGCAUCAUUUGGUCAGUGUUGCUUCUGCCCGUCUGCACGACAACCUUUAUAAUCUUGAACAGCAUAGAUUUAUUCCACCCUGUACAGUGGCUGUCAGAUUCUUUCAAUGACUUAUGUAGUUCGCAAGUAAUCUUUUACCUGCUGCUGCUGUCAGUGGUAAUUAUAGUAAUAAGUAUUUUCAAUGUGGAGUUCUAUACAGUCGUGCCUUCCAUCCCCGGCUCCCGACUGGCCCUCAUCGGGAGGGUCCUUCACCCUCAGCAGCUCAUGCACUCGCUCAUGCAUGCUGCCAUGGGGAUGGCCGUGGCAUGGUGUGCGGCUGUCAUCACCAAGGGCCAGUACAGCUUUCUCGUGGUUCCCUGUACUGCAACUGAGAGCUUCGCUAGCCCGGCUGCCCAAGCCUGCAUGAACGAGUAUCAUCUGUUUUUCCUACUGGCUGGAGCGUUCAUGGGCUAUAGCUAUAGUCUUCUGUACUUCAUUAACAACAUGAAUUACCUCCCGUUUCCCAUUAUACAGCAGUACAAAUUCUUGCGCUUCAGGAGAUCUCUUCUCUUACUAGUUAAACAUAGCUGUGUGGAAUCCCUGUUCAUGGUCAGAAAUUUCUGCAUUGUGUACUAUUUUUUUGGUCAUAUCCCCAAAGCCUGGCUUAGCACCGCUAUGGACCUUCACGUGGACGAGCAGGCUCACAGGCCUCUUGACACACUGGGCGGCCUCCUGAACGUCUCCUUACUCUACCAUGUCUGGCUGUGUGGUGUCUUCCUCCUGAUGACUUGGUACAUCUCAUGGACGCUCUUCAAAAUCUAUGCCACAGAGGCAUAUGUGUUCCCUGUUCAGCCACCAUUUGCGGAAGAAUCCGAUGAAUGCCUCCCGAAAGUCUUAAAUAGCAACCCUCCUCUCAUCAUAAAGUAUUUGGCCUUACAGGACCUGAUGCUGCUUUCUCAAUAUUCUCCUUCUCGAAGGCAAGAAGUUUUUAACCUCAGCCAACCAGGUGGACAUCCCCACAAUUGGACUGCCAUUUCGAGGGAGUGUUUGAGUCUUUUAAAUGAUAUGACUCAGAAGCUGGUUCUCUACCAAGAAGCUGCUGCUACAAAUGGGAGGAUGUCUUCGUCAUACUUGGUGGAACCCAGGAAAGUGCAUUCUCCAGAAGAAACUACUUUUCAGACUCCAAAACCUAGCCAGAUGUCAUCAGUGCCACCGUCAGUUAAAACAUCACUGUUUUCUCCCAAAUUACCCACAUCCUGUGCUUCAAGUCCUCUUGGGACCCCGUUUGGCUCCAGUGUAGUGAAUCGAAUGGCUGGAAUUUUUGAUGUAAAAACCUGCUAUGGGUCUACCCAAAGUCCUCAGCUGCUAAGAAGAGGGCCGCGACUGUGGACUCACGCUUCUGAUCAGCAAAUAUCUGAAAUUUCUAAUCCGUCUCCUUGUACCCCUGUUACUGCUGAGGGUGAGGCAGUGAGACGGCCCAGUGUGCUUUACUCAUGGACUCAGAGUAAACUUGAACAGAUAAAGAAUUUCUUGUCAAAACGGGUGCUGAUAAUGUACUUUUUCAGUAAGCACCCAGAGGCCUCUAUUCAGGCUGUUUUUUCAGAUGCCCAAAUGCAUAUUUGGGCUUUAGAAGGUCUGUCUCACUUAGUAGCAGCAUCAUUUACAGAAGAUAGAUUUGGAGUUGUUCAGACCACACUCCCAGCUAUCCUUAGGACUUUGUUGACCCUGCAGGAGGCUGUUGACAAGUAUUUCAAGCUGCCUCAUGCUUCUAGUAAACCGCCCCGAACUUCAGGAAGCCUUGUGGACACAUCCUACAAAACAUUAAGAUUUGCCUUCAGGGCCUCACUGAAAACCGCUAUCUACCGCAUAGCUACCACGUUUGGUGACCAUCUGAAUGCUGUGCAAGCAUCUGCAGAACAUCAGAAAAGACUUCAACAGUUCUUGGAGUUCAAAGAAUAGUUAAGUAAUAUAAACUGUGUUCAUUACCCUGCUGAUACAGCUGCAGAUGGGACAGUAAAUGUUCAGCAUUCUUGGAUCAGAAGAAAAUGGACUAAUUAGAUGCUUCCUUUGUCGUGGUGCUUGCUUUGAAAACUAUACUUUAAUGGGAGAAAUCAUGGAAAGAAAUUCUCAGCAGAAUAACCGAAAACUGCCUUUUCUGUACCGAAUGCUUUGUGUGUGUGUGGGAUAAUAAAAUCUUUAUUCAGUUUUACAGGAGCAUCUAUGGCAGCCAAACUGUCUCUUGCUCGUAUAACUUGAUAAUAAUGACUCACAAUUUUUUUUUAGAAUUUGCUUUUGAAAAGAGUGGAGCCAGCUCAGCAGUUAAAGUAGGGUGACUUGAUACAGUCUUUCCUAAUCGCUCUUAAGAGGUUAGCUCUUUGUAAACUCAAAAUAUAUAAACUUAAGAUUAGUUUGUUUACUAAAGGAUAAAAAUGGUAACAGCGGAGAAAAAUUCACAGUAAAAAUAUUGUCUACAGGACAUAUUUUGUUAAUCUGUUAGGUUGUGUUUUUGUUUCCAGGGACAAAUUAAAUUUGCAUGAUUGUCCAAAAAGAGUCUCGAUUUACAGAUGCUAACUCUAUAUAAAGGAAUGUGGAAAAACUGAGAUCUUAAGUUACACGAUUAAACAUUCACAUUUGGUUUUUGAAAAAUAAUUGAGCAACGUCUGUGAAUUCAUUUUGUAUCAUGCUAGUAGAGGAUGAGAUUGUGGCCGUUUCCCAGCCAGUUUUGCUUUCUUUUUUGAAGCAGCAUUAAGCAAUUGGCUGAGGUUUUCAACUGAGGGGAAGGUUUUGUAAGAGGACCUGGGAGCUUCCCGGUCCCUACUGUUUGUCUCUGCAAACAGAUCAAAUUGUGCCGAGAGUCCAGGCUGUCUUCACCCUGGAAGCAGCCUCUGCUGUGCUAACUGGCUAAUUCAAAUAUAAUAGGACAGUCUUUAGAGCCAGAAACACAGUCAUCAAACAGCAAGUGAAGCCAGGAUGCCAGAGGCGUCACUGUACUCAGGAGCAUGGACGUCCCAAGUGGACAUGUGGUCAUUUUAUGACUUAUUAGAUCAUUUCUUUGGAGAUGAAACAUUGGAGGUCCUGCUGGCAGAUACUCAUUGGAUGAGCUCUGGACCAAAUCCUCCUUCAUAAAUCUUUUCCUGUUAUCUUUUCCCUCUAGCAUCCCCCCC
Molecule: messenger RNA, 3517 nt
Organism: Acomys russatus (golden spiny mouse)
Lineage: Eukaryota; Metazoa; Chordata; Mammalia; Rodentia; Muridae
Gene: Ndc1
Product: NDC1 transmembrane nucleoporin
Exons: 18
Coding region: 99-2312 (737 amino acids)
Biological process (GO): nuclear pore organization
Cellular component (GO): nuclear pore transmembrane ring
Molecular function (GO): protein-macromolecule adaptor activity
Source: RefSeq, a predicted model, not a curated record